Molecule: messenger RNA, 1665 nt
Organism: Engraulis encrasicolus (European anchovy)
Lineage: Eukaryota; Metazoa; Chordata; Actinopteri; Clupeiformes; Engraulidae
Gene: odad1
Product: outer dynein arm docking complex subunit 1
Exons: 14
Coding region: 17-1624 (535 amino acids)
Biological process (GO): cilium movement; outer dynein arm assembly
Cellular component (GO): axoneme
Source: RefSeq, a predicted model, not a curated record
UUUAGUAACGCACAAAAUGCCUCGAGGACGCUCAGCCACAAGUAUCCGCUCUGACAGCAGCGAUAUGGAUGUCGACGGCGUUGCUGACACUGAGAUGGUGAAACUACAGAGACAAUUUCGCAUCAUGGAGGGAGACCGACAGGCCUACAGCAUCCAGUCACAAGAGCUUAUACGCAAGCAACGGCUGGAGAUUGAGCACCUUCGUAAGGAGCAGGAUGACCUGCAGAGGAGUCUGCGUGCGUCGGAGAGCGGCUCCCGGCGUCAGCAGGACAGUGGAGAUGCAUUGCAGCUGCGCUCUCUGCUCACACACAAGGACGACAUAGACCAACAGAUGGAGAAACAGAGGCAGACUCAAGCAGAGCUGGAGCAAGAGAUCGUGGAGAUGCAGAGGAAGCUGGAGGAUGUGAGGAGAGGAGAGGUGACCAUGGCUCAGGCUAUCACCGACCAGACUCAACACACACACAAGGCCACGCGCACGCUGGAGAACAAACUGGACCGGGCCCUCACUCGCUUCAGCGAUCAGCUGACCAGAAAUGGGCAUCUCAGGGAGGAGCUGGAGACUCUUCGCGUGGAGCGUCUCCGUUUCCAGCAGCUGCAUCGACGACUGGAGAAGGAGCUGCUGGAUAUUCGCAAGGGAGUUGGGGAUGUCAUCAGCACGUCCACGUCUGCGUAUGACGCCAGGGUGGAGGCGCAGUCCAAGAUGACGCUGCUGAAGGAGAAGGCUGUGAAGGACCUGGCGCAGUACAGUGCGGAGAUGAAGGAGCUGGAGAGGGUGAUCGCCCACGAACGCCGCCUCAAGGAGUUCAUGACCACCAAGUGCAACGAGAGGAGCGGCCAGGACGAGGGCCAGGCCAUGGGCAGCAAGCAGGAGGCGCGUGACCAGAGGAGGUCGGAGUCAGGAGAGGAGAGUGCUGAGACUCUUGAGGAGGCCUUCCACAAGAUCCAGAGUGUGACUGGAGAGGAUGACCUGGACGUGCUGGUGACAAAGUUCAUUCAAGUGGAAGACAGGAACUUUGCUCUCUUCAACUAUGUGAACGAGCAAAACAACCAGGCUGAAUCUCUCAGAGAUGAAAUUAAUCAGACCCAGGAGGAGCUGCGUCUGUUUGGGGUGGCGAGUGAGGAGCAGGAGCGUGAGCACCGGGCCUUGCUGAGCCAGCUGGAGGAGCAGCAGAGGGAGGCUCAGUACCAGGCUCAGCAGCACGAGACCCAGGCUGCAGCCAUCAGCAAGACCCUCGACCAGAUCAAGACCGGAGUGAACGCCUUGUUCCAGAAGGUGGAGUGUGACCGUGGGGUGCUGGAGGAGCUCCUGGGCUCGUCGUCGGCCAUCAGGGAGAGCAACAUCAUGACCUACCUGGGGCAGGUGGAGCACAGGGCCAACGAGCUGCUCACCCUGCAGGCCUUCAGCAACUCCAAGGAUUUGGAGCAAGAGUAUAACCCGAAGGAGGUGGCUCAGGUUCUGCUGGGUCAGAACCCAGAACUGCAGAAGCAAAGUGUCUCCAUCAUGCCGCCAGUAACCGGAGAUGACUAUGACACAGAGGAUUCUCCACUUACCGAUGAAGAGGAGAGGCCUUUGACCCAGGAAGAACUUCGCCAGCGCAUUCUGAAAGGGGAGCACCAGGACUGAAGAAAGAGACACACACAAGAAGAGGGAGUCAGCCGGCCCAG